Molecule: messenger RNA, 3027 nt
Organism: Hydractinia symbiolongicarpus
Lineage: Eukaryota; Metazoa; Cnidaria; Hydrozoa; Anthoathecata; Hydractiniidae
Exons: 1
Coding region: 2057-2674 (205 amino acids)
Source: RefSeq, a predicted model, not a curated record
AUCAAAUAUUUAGAUGUGCCUUCAGGUGUUCUGCAUUAGUCAACCUCUUGAAAAUUUCAAAUUUUACAAUUGUUAUCAAUAGCACACCUUAAUCAAUUGUUAAAGUUAUACAAUUUGCUCUAAAUAAAAAGAUUGUAGAUUUAAAAAAAUGGGUGUGUGUAUGUUAUCACACACCUCUCCUUGACAAGUGUUUAAUCAAAAAAUUGUCAAAUUGUGCAUAUAAUAUUCAUUGUGUAAACUUGAGAGUCACAAGUCUGGUGAAAAUUAUGUAUAUAUUUACAAUAGCCAUCUGAGUACAGUUUAUGUAAGUUACUUAAUGUUGCACGCAUGUAAUUAUUCAUUGUGUAAAAAUGAGAGUCAUAAGUCUGGUGAAAAUUAUGUAUAUAUUUACAAUAGCCAUCUGAGUACAGUUUAUGUAAGUUACUUAAUGUUGCACGCAUGUAAUUCAAUGUUACUUUUAUGCUAAACAAUGUUUACAAUAAUACCGAAAAGUCUCUCCGUAAUUUUUUCAUUUUAAAACCACCAAAAUUACACAGAAGCAAGGUUGAAAUUACACACACAAUUUUCUUGCAUAAUUUGUUUGCUGCGUAAAAUGGUACAGUUAUGCACAUUAUGCAGGACGUUUUAUUGUAGAACCCUGAAAAAGCUUUAUCUCUGUGACCUUUUCCUUUUUAAGAUAUUUUUAUUAGUUUUACAUGCAUGUUAUAUUGAACAUAACUUUUCCUUGUCAUUAUUUACACAUUUCUGGAAUAUUUCUUUAAGUUUUUUAUAACACAACAUUUCUGAUCUUCCAUUCUUUUUAGGUGAAAUUCAAGCAGACCGACAAAUACAUUAAAACUGAGGGAAUACAUCAAUAUCACAACCUAAAUGCUCAGGAAAUGCUUCCAACACAUCUCUGGAACUGGCAUGUGGCUUUAAACAUUCCACUUCAAGAGCAGAACCUUUAUCGUCAUCAAGUCGCAUUAAUCUUCCACAUAUUAUUCGGAAUCUUUUAUUACCUUUUUUGUCAAUUUUUUUGGACUUAACAACGCUUUUCUUUGGGCCUUUCAUUCUGUCUAAUACAACUUAAAGAUCUUAAAGAGACCAGACUAAGAUCCAAACUUUAUCAGGAAUGAGCAGUGGCUUUUUUUCAAUCUCUGAGCAAACAAAGUUGGUGUUAAUGUAUCAUCAAUGAACUUGUUGAUUCAUUGUAUAGGAAGUCCUUUGAACUUGUCUUGGAACUUCCAGUGUUACUAUUUUAACUUUGUCAAUUGGAUUUACUUAACUUUUAAACUUUGAUGGUGUCACAACGAUAGUAGACUACUCUUUUAUGUUUUCUACUGACUUACCUAUAUCUACUCACUUAUUGUACCGAUUUAAGAUUGUCAAACCUGUCCAUAGGGUCAUUUUCUCCUUUUUCUGGUCCUUGGAACUGAAGGAAAAACUUGGUCCAGUCCGUAACUGAGUUAUGAUUUGAUGCAUGUGAUUGAGAGCUUUGUAAGUCGGGUACGACAGCCAUUUCUGGUUUUUUUGUUCCAUCCCCAGCCGAGUCAUGCCAGAGACUAUAAAAGUGUGAAUCUAUCCUUUCUGCUUAGCGCUCAGCAUGAGAAUAGGACUGAUAUCUUAGGCGGUUGUCUAGUUGAGCGAUUGCUGUGCUUCCACAACUUUCGUAGCUCAAAUGGGAGCUUUAAAUGUGGUAGGACCCCCUUCGCAGGACCCUCGUUGAUAGCAGUACCAAUAGGAACUGAAGAGGCUAUCCUGGGUAAACAAUAGUAGUAGGAGUAAUAGUAAUCAUAUUCCAAAGUACGUUGGACAGGUAACCGAGAUUACUCCUUGGUUUCUAAAGUGUAGUAGAUGAGUCGUGAAUAAGUUGAUAAACGUCAACAGGAUCAUUGUCAAUAAUAAUAAUGGGAAAAGUCCAUGAUGUCAUGACCUCGGUCUAUAUUUUCCUGUAUAGACUAGCAACGGUUAAUAAGCCAUUAGUAUUAAAAUUGGUUUAAAUCUUUUAACUGUCUAAGUAAUCUGUAUUAUGUAUUUUUAGUAUAAAUUACGAUUAUCAAUUUGUAAAAAUUUAAAGAUGGAUGAGAAGUAUUUCUUUCCCAGUAAUUUGGAUCUAAUCCAGCAGAACUUUGAUUGGUUAAACAAGCCGACCAUGCCCUUUGAGAGUGAUGCUGGGUUCUUUCUUGUAAUGGAUGAAAAAAAAGAUUUUUGGAGAGAAACAUAUUACAAACCGUCAUUUAUAAAAGAUGAUGGACAUUUUGUGUAUAAAACUUUUCCUUGCAGUGAAAAUAUUAUGGUUGAAACUGAGUUUGAUUUAUUUGCGGCAAACCAGUUCGAUCAAGCUGGGAUUAUGGUGAGGAUUGAUGAAGAACACUGGAUAAAAACUGGAAUAGAAUAUGUAGAUAAAGUACAUAAAUUAAGUUGUGUUGUAACAAAAAAAUAUAGUGACUGGUCAACACAAAACCACAUUAACUGUUCACUGGCAAUACGCUUGUAUAAGAUCAACCAAAGUUAUGUUGUGGAAGCGAAACAAGGUGAUCAGUGGAAUUUCAUUAGAAUAUGUCAUUUGGAAAAUGACGCAAGCAAGAAUGUCAUGAUUGGUUUGUAUGCAUGUUCUCCUGCUGGCAUUGGAGGAAAAGUCAAUUUCAAACAUAUAAAAUACAAAAAUGUUGACGAUUAUUCACAUUCAUGUUAGUGUUUAAAAAAUAUUAUUUUUAAUUAUAAUGCCACAAUCAAACAAAGUUUGAAUAAGGAGGUUGCAAUUCGCAAUUAAUUGAAAUGUUUUUUUUUUAAAAAGGAAAAGUUAAAACUGUGAAUCCUAUUUUUGCAUUUAUUGUUUGUAUCAUCUAUUUCUAUAAUAGUUGUAACACAAAUAACAAGUGAUUGAAGGCUCCACAGUCCACAGCUGCAAAGGUUUUCUUUUUUACAAAUGAGCACUGCUAAAUUUUUUACAUACAAUGAAGAAGCCGAGAAUAUAUAAAUGUAACCUAUAACAUAGAUGUUUUGUGGCCAAAGGUGGAGAAUUUUUUAAAAAAUGAAUAGUCGGCA